Messenger RNA from Myiozetetes cayanensis, 1660 nucleotides. RefSeq names its product chromosome unknown C6orf118 homolog (gene CUNH6orf118). Lineage: Eukaryota; Metazoa; Chordata; Aves; Passeriformes; Tyrannidae. The record is from RefSeq and is a predicted model, not a curated record.
AUGAUCCAGCACCUCAAUAUCUUUCAUGUAGUAAGGGACCCAAAACUGAAUACAGGACUUGAGGUGGAGCCUCACCAAUACCAAGUGCAAGGGGAUGAUCGCUGCCCUGGUCCUGCUGGCCAUGCUAUUCUUACUACAGGCCAGGAUGCUAUUGGCCUUCUUGGCUGCCUGGACACUUGCUGGCUCAUGUUCAGCUACUUAUCAACCAAAGAAGUGAGUGCUACAACAAUCCAUUUCACCAUAGACAGAAACUGUCAAGCAAGGAGCUUAUCUCAUUUCUUAGAUAGCAUGGAAACAGUCAACAGAACAAAUGUUAAACUUUACACCUCUGGACACUUAAACCAUAGCAAGCUUUAUAAGCCUUCAGAGAAAAUAAAACAGGGGUGAUGGUACUCUGCCAGGCAACAAACUAGUUUCAUAAUGGAAAGAAAUCGAAUCCCAGCUGAAAAUGAGAGAGCAAGGAAGAUGAAAAGAUAACUUUUGUUCCAGCUUCCAACAAAGGCUGAAUCUUCUUGCACUCAAAACGGAAAUCCACAGUCACCUGUGACUGGUGUUAGUGCCUCAGCAGAUUUUUCUAUUCCACUGGAAUUGCUAAAGUUGAAAGCAUUUAAGAAGAAAGUAGAGGAUGGAACUGACAGACUCCAUAGAGUCAUCAAAAUGAAUCAAGAUGAGUUAGAUGUGUCAGAGACUAUGAUACUGAAAAACAAACCAGUUAAGAACAGCUGACAGUGUGUUGUGGAGCUUGUCAAGGAGGAAUACCAGUUCAUACCUUCAUACUUGGCCGGGGUAGCUAAAAUGAAACAAUUUGACAAGUUCCUAGAUUUCCAGAAGGAGUUCUUAGCAAACCAUAAACAGAAUGAUUUAACAGGGAGCAAAGUAUCAGAGCAGCAUGAAAGUAAGAUGGCUAAGGAAUGCCAGAUAAUAUGUGAUUGUGAUCCCUUCCAUUUCAAGAGAGCACAGGUUGUUGAGGAAGCAUUUGAAGAUAUAUGGAGCAGGUCUCUGAUACUUUGUGAUAUUCUGAAGGAAAUUAAAAGUGAAUGUGAGCUUUACAUGAUGAUGCUUCUGGACUCUCUGCCUAUGGCACAUUGCAAGAUAGUAUUUAUUCAGGUCAAAGGGAUGGAAACAAAGCUUUCAAGGGCUCCAGAAAUACAGGCACUCAGGAAAGAUGUGCAGGUUGUCAUGCAGAAAGCCAGUACUGCUCUGGAAAGAAGCAAAGAAUAUGAGACAAAUAGAAAAGCAAAAAACCUACUCUCUGUUUCAAAACAGCUUGAAUCUGUGAGGUUUAAGAUUCUUGAUAAAUGGGAAAAAAUUAACACUGAGACUGGGAAGAAAGAAACAAUAGUUUAUGCUGUGACAGUGCAUAGUGGUUUUGGGACGGGACAAUGUGUUCUUUCCCAUACAGAUUGCAUAUUUAAAAAGAUAAGUGAGUCUGAUGCAUUUUCUUUUGCUGGAAUGCUGUGUGACAAUUUACCUGAUCUGUUCCUGACUUUUAAGACUCAAACUAUGAAAAUCAACUCAAGAAACACGUUUCUCCAAGGCCAAAUAAAAGAAGCUGAAGGAAAUAUCACAGAAAUUUUAGAUGAACUGAAAUUCACUCAGGAAAAUCAAAGGGGAGUAUGAAAUGUUCAAAUAUCUAUGUCAGUGUGGUUGCAUAGAAAGU